AUGGAUGUCAAGUCUGCUUUUCUGAACGGUAUACUUGAAGAGGAGCUAUAUGUUGAACAACCAGAUGGAUAUAUAGAAAAAGUCCAAGAAAAUUGUCACAAGUUACACAAAUCCUUGUAUGGGUUGAAGCAAGAACCACAUACUUGGUACACACGGAUUGAUACUUACUUCAUCAACAAUGAUUUUGAAAAGUGUCCAUGUGAGCAUACACUUUAUAUGAAGACUGAUUCUCAAAAUAAUAUGAUCAUUCUAUGUUUAUAUGUUGAUGAUCUUAUCUUCUUGAGCAACAAUAAUGAAAUGGUUAAGGAAUUUAUGGAGGCCAUGAUAAGAGAAUUCGAGAUGACUGAUCUAGGUCUAAUGUCUUACUUUCUAGGACUUGAAGUUCUUCAACCAGAAGAUGGAAUUUUUGUUUCACAACAAAGAUAUGCAAAGGAGAUUCUGAAGCGAUUUAAGAUGAAUGACUGUAAACCUAUUUUAACUCCUGUUGAAAGCAGAUUAAAACUUACAAAAGAAGGAACUGGUGAACUUGUAAAUCCAACAGAUUUUAAGUGUUUGCUGGGAAGUUUACGUUACUUAAUUUCUACUAGACCAGAUAUUGUUUUUGGAGUAAGGUUGUUCAGCCGGUUCAUGGAAUCUCCUAAACAAUCUCAUCUGCAAGCUGCAAAAAGCAUUUUAAGGUACAUUUGUGGAACAAUUGAUUACGGAAUUUUUUAUAAUUCUACAGAAACUAUGAAUUUAGUUGAAUAUACUGACAAUGAUUGGGUUGGAGAUAUUGAAGAGAGGAAAAGUACUUCAGGAUUUGCUUUUGAUAUAGGAUCUGGGUAUUUUUCAUGGUCAUCUAAGAAACAACAAGUAGUUGCGCUCUGCAGCUUCAUGUGCUGCACAUGCAGUUUGGUUAAGAAGAAUGCUGAAAUCUCUUUAUCAUGA
Messenger RNA from Papaver somniferum (opium poppy), 927 nucleotides. RefSeq lists its product as uncharacterized. Lineage: Eukaryota; Viridiplantae; Streptophyta; Magnoliopsida; Ranunculales; Papaveraceae. The transcript has a single exon. Bases 1 to 927 code for a protein of 308 amino acids. The record is from RefSeq and is a predicted model, not a curated record.